AUGUAUACACUUUUUUCCAAACCAAUCGAAGGAGCGCUACUGGCCGUUUUGCUAAGCAGAAAGUUGUUUGGCGCCUCAACUUUUAACUUUCAGCUCAAUAAUGAGCUUCUGGACGAGCGCAGUAAAGCUCGUCGCUUGGAGAAAGAAGCCGCUGAAACCGAAACCCGAAUUGCUCAGCUGCAAUCCAGAGUAGAUACCUUGAAAGCGGAUCUUCGAAAGGCAGAAAGCGCUCGACAGAACAUGGAUAUGGAGCUAGAAAAGGCGAAACAGGCUGCAGAGUCUGAAAGAUUACUCAAGGAAGGACUACAGGCUAAGGCAAGGCUUUCAGGACAUGGUUUCCUCAGUGUUUCUAAGAGAGUCAAUGUUACAUCAUUUCAAGAAGCGUUUAAAUGUUUGGAUGCCCCAAAUAAUUUUCAGCUGGCAGCAUUUGGGGAUGAAACUCCUGGUGAAGAGGCACGCCGUCUGGGUGAAGAACUGGAACGGUUGAAUGAGCGACAUACAGAGAUUGUUGCGCAAGAAGACAAGAAGAGAAAACAGCUUGUUGAGCACUAUCAGGGACAACUGGCUGAGCUUCAAGCGCAAUUCGAUGAAAAAGACGUUGAACUUCGGAAUGCUCGCAGCAGGUUGGAAGAGGAACGUGCCCAGUUUGCGUUGCAACAGGAGCAGAACUCGAAAAAUGUGGAACUACUUACUCGGCGUAUCACUGGCGAUAUCGAAACGUUGAAACUGCAAAACGGCACGAAUGGAGGUCAGUACAGCAAUAUCACUACGCCAGCUGCAGGAUGGGGAUCCCGUCGUAUGAACAAGGCGGCCAAAAUGGAGGUUUGCAACAUUGAUUCCAUAUUCCUAUUCUUGACGCAAAGAAAGCACUUGAAUGCUGAAUUAGAGCACAAAGUUGCGAGCUUCAAAGAGCUGAGCAAAACGCGGUCGGCUUUGUUUGCGUCGAAGGCCCGCUUGGACGAAUGCGAAGAAAGGUUGGCGGCGGCGAGGAAGGAGAAUGAGACAUUGAAAGCAGAACUACGUGCUGGUAACCGUGACAGUGUCGAAGAUGGUCGUGCGUUCUUCAAUAUGGUCCCCGAAGGUCGAACAUCUACACCGCGUGAGUCGGUGCACAAUUCCUUUAAUACCGAUUACGAGAUUUCGAACAGCAGGAGAUACGGUGUACCUGGGAUUCCCUCACCAGCACCACCGCCAGCGUACGAGAACACGGUUAGGCACAGUCAAACCCCGUCGACAGCUUCCACUAUGCUAGUAGGAAAUCGAGGAGCCAGCCAAAGCUGCGACUUUAUUGACGGUUAUUUAAUUAGCAAGUUAACAUUCGUUCGCAGCGUGAAGUUCUAUUACGAUUUUUUUUUUGUUUCAGGGUUGUACUGCCAAACCUGCCACUACGCAUGCCAUGUGCAUUGCUCGUCUCGAGUUGUACCGCAGUGUCCUGUACCACCAGACGCUCGUCGACCACUUGGGAUAGAUCCGCUCAAAGGUGUCGGAACCGCGUAUGAAGGAUUGGUAAAGACGCCUCGUGCGGGUGGUGUGAAAAAGGGCUGGCAACAUACAUAUGUUGUUGUAUGCGACUUCAAGCUGUACCUCUACGAUUGUGUUACGGAAAGGCAAAAUAAGGCUAAUGAAGUCCAGCCGGUUAUUAGCAGGUUCUCGAUAUGCGGGAUCCUGACUUUGGUGUCACAGGCGUCAAUGAGCAGGAUGUCAUACAUGCUAAUAAGAACGAUUUGGCUAAAAUUCCGCAUCACGACCAGUCAAAUUCAAGGUUCAUCCAUGGCGGACGAAGGUAACAUGACAAGGCAAUAUACGCUGUUGAUGGCGGAUAGCCAAGAGGAACGAAAGAAGUGGGUCAUAGCCUUGAAUGAGCUGAAAACCUUGCUCAAGAGGUCUCGAUUGGCGGACAGAAGUGCUUUCACCGUGAAGGUUAGCUCUAUAAUUUUAAAAAUGGUCAUCGAUCGGACGAAAGUGGUGAUCGGCUUCGCGGAUGUCGGAAUGUACUGCGUAGAGCUCGAUCGUGAGACGCUUGUUGCUGUCGGAGGCGAGAAAGAAACAAGGUGGCGCUUUAUCGAAAAAAGUAGAGUUCAAUGCAUCCGGCAGUUGCUUUUGGUCAUGGUUGGUCCUCCGAAGGAAAGGCAUGUCCGCUUGGUUCCGUCAGCUGCACUAGAUGGGCGUGACUUGAAAUGGAUCAAGGUUGCCGAGACGAAAGGUUGUCAUCUGAUGGCAAUGGGUGCCGGUUCUAUGGCUGGCACGGCUUCCGCUGGUCCAGCUGGAAACGUCCACUAUAUAGCGGUUGCGAUAAAGAAGAGCGUAAUUGUGUACCAGAUUGACAGAAGUGAAAAGAGGCACAGGAAAUGGAAGGAGUUAGCGAUGCCAGGUUUCCCACAGUCUCUGGCAAUUGAAGGCGGUCGAUUGGUUGUUGGCUUUACCCAUUCGUUCCGUGCAUGGGCCUUAGGAGAUCAAAGCAACACCAAGCAUAUCUCUUUGGUGAACAUGGAAGAUCAAUCUCUGCAGUUCCUUAGUCAGUCGAAUUACGAGGCUCAACUCAUGAUCGAGGUAGCCGGCGAGUCCACUGAACCAUUGUCGAGAGAGUAUCUGCUAGUCUUCGAUAAAAUCGGACUCUACGUUGAUGCUCAAGGUUGGUGA
Molecule: messenger RNA, 2640 nt
Organism: Ostertagia ostertagi
Lineage: Eukaryota; Metazoa; Nematoda; Chromadorea; Rhabditida; Trichostrongylidae
Source: the annotation of a GenBank genome assembly